Amoebophrya sp. A25 is the source of this 200-nucleotide messenger RNA. The record is from the annotation of a GenBank genome assembly. Lineage: Eukaryota; Dinophyceae; Syndiniales; Amoebophryaceae.
GGACCGGCAAAGCAGCAGGCAGGGACCAACUAAAGAAGGAGCACUACGAGCUACUCAGCGCGCAGAACAAGAACCUCGUGAGAGAAAAGGUGCGCAGGUAUUGGCGAGAAGGCACCCUAGAGGACGGCGAAGUCGACUCGCUAAUAGUGGUGCUACCAAAACCAGGAAAAGACCACAGCAGCACUGCAGGAUGGAGGCCA